CCAAGAACCUACUAAAUAUUGACAAAUGACAAUGACAUUGUCAUAAUCACAAAAUUUUCAUUUUCAAAAAGCCAAGACUUGAUUGAUCACCGUAUUUGUACAAAAAUAAAAUAAUUCGCAAUGGCUAAUCAAGAGCCCACCGAUUUGGAUUGGGUGCAAUUGCGCCGUGAGAUGGGUACAGUACCACUGGGGGAAACAACUAAAGAAAAAUUUGUGAGAAAGUUUCAAGAAAAUCCAUUUGUACCUUUAGGUUGUGCAGCAACAGCAGGUGCAUUAACUUAUGGCUUAUGGUGUUUUAGAAAUGGAAAAACACAAAUGUCCCAAACCAUGAUGAGGAUGCGAAUUUUGGCCCAAGGGUUUACCAUUACAGCUCUGGUUGUUGGAGUGGUAAUGACGGCUGGAAAAACAAUAAAAUAAUUGUACAUUUAUAAAUAAAUCAAAAUAUUUUAACUUUUCUUGUAAUAAAUAAAUGCUGUUGUAGUAGAUAAUUAA
Molecule: messenger RNA, 492 nt
Organism: Colias croceus (clouded yellow)
Lineage: Eukaryota; Metazoa; Arthropoda; Insecta; Lepidoptera; Pieridae
Product: HIG1 domain family member 2A, mitochondrial
Exons: 3
Coding region: 121-417 (98 amino acids)
Biological process (GO): mitochondrial respirasome assembly
Cellular component (GO): mitochondrion
Source: RefSeq, a predicted model, not a curated record